Molecule: messenger RNA, 3574 nt
Organism: Diachasmimorpha longicaudata
Lineage: Eukaryota; Metazoa; Arthropoda; Insecta; Hymenoptera; Braconidae
Exons: 13
Coding region: 271-3120 (949 amino acids)
Source: RefSeq, a predicted model, not a curated record
AAGGAUUCAUUUGAAUAUCGAUUUUGAAAUUCAAUCGGUGAAUAUGUGACCACGACCCAGAUUCUGAAGCAACACCUUUGACUCCUCUCUGCAACGUAAAAUUGUACUUCGAUCGUCGUAAAAAGAUUGAACAAAAAAGAAAUUGGAAAAAAUAGUUUUAUCUGAAUGCAGGUGUCGACGUGUCGCGAUUCGAGUUGCAGUGGCCCAGAUUGAGUGGAAACGGCUCGAGCGUGACGAGAGGUUUAUAGGGUUUUUUAACGAUCUUGUUAGAUGAGUGAUCGAAGUGGAAGUGGGGGAUUAAUGAUAGGAUCGUUGAACAUUAAUAUUCACGAGGCCCUCACAGCAGUGAAAAACACCCCUCAAUGGGCCUCAUUCUCCAAAUCCACAAAACAUUUGUUAUUAUCAAAAACAUCUAAUGGAAUUCAAGACUCAGCGAGGACCUUUUAUGAAGAUCCUUGGGAGGGUGGACGCCAUUUUGAAUGGUUCAGUCACCAUAAGGCCCCGAGGCACAUCCGGGGGUUGAAGGAUGGAAUUUUCCAAGGUCUCCUUCACUUUCUCACCCUUUACGUUCAACAUCUCACUGAUAACAUACAAAAUAAAGAAGUGAAAGUUGGAGGUGUCUUUACAUUCCUGGAUGACUUUACCACGACGAAUAUCACUCAGUGUCGUGUCAAACACGAUUACGCAGUUUACAAUCUUCACCCAGAAUCACAACAACCGCGGAUACGCCAUCUCGAAGGCAAUAAUUGCUCAUUCCAGCUGACCGAUAUUGGAAUUCAAGAUGAUGGCAAGUGGGAACUCUGGACGUAUGACUCAGGUCAAGAGUAUCCAUCGGGCACUCAUAAUGUGACCGAAUAUUAUCUGAAAGUGGUGGAGCUCGAAGAACCUGAUCAAUCUUCAGCUGAAAAAAUAUCCCCUGCUGAACAUCCAACAGUACCUUCAACGGAAACCAUUAGUACAUCGACAAUAAAAUUGACAACUGCACCAACGACGACAUUGAGCUCUACAGGAACAACAAAGUCAACUUUCGUAUGGCAACCAGUAACAUCUCCAACGAUAGAAGUGGAAAAGAUUGAUGGUCAUAUUGGAACAGAUGUAACCUUGUCCUUGAAUACAUAUGGAUACGCCCGAAGAUGCACCGUACUGCACAAUAAUAUUCUAUACGAGAUUCAUCCAAAGAUAAAUUUGACACAUGCAAGAUUUGAAGGAACAUCCCGUUGCAGAUUCCAGCUGAUCGGCAUCAACUGGGAGCAUGCUGGCAACUGGACAUUGACAGGUUAUUAUCCAGAAUCAGAAAUAGGAUAUACUGAUGAUAUCUCUGAGACAUUAGUUCCACAUUCUAAUAUUUACGAGAUCACUGCUGUUGAGAGAGUCGCUCUACAGCCAGCUUCAAGGGUCUCCAUAAACUCCGGUUAUGUCACAUUCUACCUUCCCAAGACAUUCGAGGACCCAACAUCUUGUAGGAUCCAAAAUAAUCAGGACGAGGUGAUUGAGCUUUCUGGAACGAAAGCGAAUUCCAGUGAUGGCAUUGAGCUCUACAAAACUUGUGGUGUGAGAAUGCGUUACAAUAAACAACGCGAAGGUUCGUGGACUCUAACCCAGUCAAGAGGGGACUCUCAGGAAAUUGUUGGCUCUUUUUCAAUCGAAGAUGCCACAGAUGACGAAUUUCGGGAGACCCAGCAUCAUCUAUUUUGGAAACGCGGUGCCUCAGAAUCGCUGCACCUAAGUCCUCAUUUGCAUCCAAUAACUUAUUGUGACAUCGUCAGGCCGGACGGUGUUGUCAUUCCAUUGACAGAUAAGCAGUGUAAAUAUGAACUGAAUGUGACCGACAAACAUGCUGGUAUUUGGAAAGGACGAUAUGGAGUUUAUCACAGCAUGAAGCUUCUUGAAGUAGACUACAUCGUUGAAGUAUGGGAUCCUGAAUCUGUCGAGGUGUCUGUAACCACUGAUGGAAACCGAAUCAAUAUGUUAUGCAGAACUGGAGUCGAGUCUCUUAGAAACUGCAUAUUCCAGUCACCAAAUGGAACCAUUUUCUCCCUUCAAGGUGCAAUGGGAGAUGGCCAAUAUGAAUAUUAUGGAAGUGGCUUCUUCUCCACUCGUUAUGACGCAUUACCAAAAAGAGCAGAAUGUGGUCUUGUGAUUCGUGAGCCAUCAUUUAACGACUACGGAGUAUGGAAAUGUUCCAUGAGAAAGAAACCCGAAAAUGCAAUGACAAAAUUGAAGGAUGAAACCAUUCAUGGCCUCAUCGACGUUCCAAAUCCUAAACAAAAGGCUCUCACCGGUGAUAUAGUUUCGUCGCCUGCUGUUUAUGUGAAACGUGGUGAUCCAUUCACGAUUCGUUGCAGUACCAACGCCCCAUUGAACUUCUGCUGGUUGCGAAGUCCCAAUGGCACCAUGUACUCAGUGACUAAAAACGGAAGUGGUAAAAAUCUUUUAAGUUACAAUGGUGAAGGUUUGUCGAUGGGUGUUUGUGGUGCAUUGGUGGAAAAUGCUGACGACAUGGACAAUGGCGAUUGGCGCUGUCAGAUGGGUGUUAUUGGUGCUGCGGAAGUAAAGUCGAUAGUUCCGGUUACGGUCACUGAAUCGGCGCUCAUUCCAAGGUCUGAGAGUAUUUCCGUUCAUCCGGGAAAACCAACAGUCCUCAGUUGCCGUACUUUACCAUCGAGCGAAGCAACGAUCGAUUACUGCCGAUGGGUCCGUCCAAAUGGAGACGGAAUUAAUCGUGAUACUUUGUCACGUUAUGUAUCACAAUAUGAUAACACCACCUGUACAUUGAGGGUCAAUGCUGUCUCUGAUGAUGAUCUUGGGACCUGGAUGUGCUUCGCUCGUCUGACGACAGCCUCAGACCAGGAGGUUUUCAGCAGCAUCAACUUGACCACUGAGAUAGCUGAAUCGGCAUCCGUUGGAAAUACAGCGCUUCAUGUAGUGGCCAUUGUUCUUCUGAUCACUACGCUAAUUUGUACUGCCUUCAUGAUUGUAUCCUUGUAUCGGAAAAGAAAUCGUCGUUCUCCAGCACCAGCUGCGGUCUACGAGGGCGACGAGUAUUCUCAAUAUAAUCAGGCUAAGGUCUUGCCGUACUUCAACAACCUUAAGAACUCCGAGAAGUCUUUCAAACAAUAACUGCAUUAAAAUUGAAAAGUCAAUGGCAGACUGUUGAAAACAAAGUGGAAUUAAGUGAAAGAAAUGGUAACACUUAUUGACUGACUGAACAGUCAACAAACUUUCAAUUUUUUUAGCAGCAGAACAGCAAGAAUUCAUCAACACAUGUGAAUUUGCAAUGAAUCCAGUGACUUUUCAAUGAUCAAAUGAAUAUUGAAGAUGUGGUUCUCCUGAAUUUUUAAUUAAUUAAAAAUUUAACGGAAUCUUCAAUGGGUCCAUAAGUUAUUAGGUCAAGUUUUACCAAUAUUGUGGAUCCUUUUUUCUUGAUCCUCAGGAAACAAUAAAUGUGCAAUCUUCCAGUCGCUGCAUAUUACGCAACAAAAUACAUAUUUUUAAAAAAUUUCUUCCUACAAUGGAAUUUAAUAAUGUAACGUAACAAAAAGAGGACAAAUGAAUAAACUAUUUUAACAAUUUA